GCAUAACUACAUCAUGGGAUUUUACAUCACGGUGCAAUUUGUAUGGAAAAUCAUGUAAAAAUGCACGAAGUGGGGUUGCAGUUUUUCAAGUGGAAAGAAAGCUGCGGUUGUUUACUUCUUUCACUGAAGUAUCAAUUUGUUGAUCUUAGAAUAUAAAUAGUCUCCUUGUGUUAUCUUAGUGUCACGCACUGUUCUCUUCUGGGGACCAAUCCAUUUUUAAACGAAUUGACAUUGCAUAAUCCUCUAAUUUUGAUUACCUGUGAGAAAAAAAAAAAUUGCACAUUUUUCUUGUGCAUAUUUCAUGAGUCCUUUAUGUUUUCAAAACAUAUCCGCAGGUGGUGCAUUUGGUGGAAAUAGAGGAUUGAGACCAGUACCACCAGAAAAGGGCAUCUUCCCCUUGGACCACAUGCAUGAAUGUGACAUGGAGAAGAAAGAUUACCUCAAUUGUCUCAAAUCUUCUGGUCACCAAUCUGAAAAAUGUAGACUUUUCUCCAAAAAGUACCUUGAAUGUCGUAUGGAAAAAAACUUGAUGGCUAAGCAAGACAUGUCAGAACUUGGGUUUGGAAAGGUUUCUGAGAUGGAUGCUCCAGGUGAAAAACCCAAUGAGAGAAUUAAUAACUGAUCUGGAACUAAAGGAUGAAGAGAGGUAUCACAAAGUUGGAAAAGCUUUUGCGGUUCAAACUGAGUCAAUGGGCAUUUUCAUUUUCAUUUGACUGUUGUACGUUUCAUUAUGAUCAAGGACAGCGAAUGAAGCAAAGAUAUCCAACCGUUACAGGGUUUGAUUCAAACACUUUUAAGGACCUAGAUAGUGAUGCAUAAAUUUUUGUAACCAGCUGCUGUGUUGAUCAUUCACAGUUUGCUAAACAGCUUUUGCUGAUCCUGCGUUAUCUAAACAGGACAUUAGAAUUCUUUUGUUUUAUUGUUUCGGUUGGUUCUAUUAGAUACAUUCACUUAAUCCAAAAUCAUUGGGAUUUAUUA
This is a messenger RNA of Populus euphratica (Euphrates poplar), 978 nucleotides long. Its product is annotated as cytochrome c oxidase assembly protein COX19-like. The coding region runs from base 302 to 622 and encodes 106 amino acids. NCBI's taxonomy places the organism in Eukaryota, Viridiplantae, Streptophyta, Magnoliopsida, Malpighiales, Salicaceae. The record is from RefSeq and is a predicted model, not a curated record. The transcript has 3 exons.